Oryza sativa Japonica Group (Japanese rice) is the source of this 2079-nucleotide messenger RNA. The record is from RefSeq and is a predicted model, not a curated record. NCBI's taxonomy places the organism in Eukaryota, Viridiplantae, Streptophyta, Magnoliopsida, Poales, Poaceae.
UGCGGGCUAUAACUCUGUAAGUAACACAGGAGAGCCAUUAGGAUCACGAGAUUCAUAAAAGUCUAGUGUAUAAAUGUGAACUAAAAUUAGCUAACAUAGUUCACAUAACCAAUCAAUAGUCAAUUUGAGAAUUUGCCACUUCAUUUGUUGCCAUUUUAGAAUUCUAGCCCAUGCCUCACUUGCAUGUAUCCCUUCUCAGAUGUUAGUGAGACCUUCAGUGUAAAAUCUUCAAUUAACAACGAAUUGAUUGGCAAAUUCUUUAAGUCCUUGUUAGCAGUUGAUAGCAAGGAAUUAGAGGAGGAAAAGAAAAUGCACAUGGCUUCCAAAUUGUCAUUGGACCUGCUGUAUUCUUGUCCAAUGAAAUAUUCCCAUUAAUAGUCGCGUGCUUCAAAAGGGAUCAUAUUCUAAGAUAAUAAUUCUGUCAAGUUGCUAGAAUACUAGCUGAAUCCCACCUUGCCAAAUGCUGCUGGUUGAAAUGAAUAGCAAAAGAAUCUCAACAUUAAAUCACUGUGUAGAAAGAAAUGCCAUGAAUAGUCACAAAGAACUAGGAUUCUCUCCCUUUCUAUCCUCUCUACUCCUCCAAUAACAUCACUUUCCAAUGCUUUCCUCCCUCUAUUUUUAUAGUUGCCUUACCUCUGAGAUAUCCAAAAUAAAAUAAUAGAGAAGGCAAGCAAACAUUAAGAAAAGAUUGGUGGAGAGGAGAUGGACUGAAAAGUGUAGGGAAAAGGCAAAGAAGGCUUCUUCUCUUGCGAGGACAAUCCAUCAAUUCUAGCCUUCCCCUCGUCAAUAUGAGUUCUUGAUGCGCUUCGUAGUUCAGGAGUUUGGGAAGUUUUGUCCUAAUUGCGAUCUUGUGAGGUUUUGCUAUUUAGUGGUGAUAGUUGUCCAUAUGUUCAUGCUUCUGGCCAUCAUGGGAAUUUGGUCACCUAGUUCUUGAGUUGUUGAAGUGCUUUUGGCACUUUUCUCCAACUUGCACAGUUAAACCAUAGGAGGAGAGUUUUCUUGGCACAUUUUGUGACUAUGGAUGAUGAAGUUCACCUACCAAUUCCAAGCCACCUUCUGUUUUCACAUCCCGAGAUCUCCCAUGGCUUUGAUGAACUCCUAAAGAACACAACUACGUGUACUCACUCACACACUUGCAAUCCACCGGGUCCAUCAGUUGCUAUGCAUACUCACACAUGCCUCCACACACACAUUCAAGUCAUGGCUUCUGGUGAAAACAAUGUUGAAGAGGAGCUGAGAAAGACCCGUAAGCCUCUGGGAAAUAGAGAAGCAGUGCGCAAGUACCGAGAGAAGAAGAAAGCGCAUGCAGCUUUCUUGGAGGAGGAAGUCAAGAAACUUCGCACCACAAAUCAGCAGCUCUUGAGGAGAUUGCAGGGGCAUAUAUCACUCGAGGCUGAGGUGGUGAGGUUAAGAGCCCUUUUGUUUGAUAUCCGAGGCAAGAUUGAUGCAGAGAUUGGUACUUUCCCCUUUCAGAAGCAGUGCAGUUUUGGUUCUGUUACUUGUACAGACCAUUCUCCGUGCUUUAACACUAGCACUGAGGUAGCAGUCCGGGAAGAGAGCUCUAGACCAACAAUUGUGGAUUGCGGGAUUGAUGGAACUGGCAUUAUUUCGCACGAGCUUGAUAUUCCCAAAAUGGUGAAUUCAGUGGAUGUCAUUCCAAGCUUUGUGAAUUCUGCCUCAUUGACUGAAUGAAACUAUCAAGUUCCUCAUAAGUUCUCCAUGCUAGCUCCGGUUGCUUGAUGUUGCGACCUUGUGGGUAAUAGCUUUCCGUUGUUAUAGCCUGCUCGAAUAAAAUGGUGGCUAUGAUACGAGUAAAAGUCUAAAAUUAGUCUACCAAUGCAGAUGUUACUGACUGUAAGUGUUGGGUACUUAUGAUUUAUUAUGAAGUGUGAUAUGUGCUGUACUGUAUGAUAGUAUUAGAAGAGGCCAAUAGUCAGUAUGCCAAAAUGUGGUUUACGUUCUGCAGAAUACUGCAAGCGUCAAGACGAGCUGAACUUUAUUCCUGAUGUUGGUUUCUCUUGCUAGAACUAUUUUCGCCAGAUACUAAUACUAAUAUAUCUUUUCAGGUAGCUGUUAUAA